Pedinophyceae sp. YPF-701 is the source of this 858-nucleotide messenger RNA. The record is from the annotation of a GenBank genome assembly. Lineage: Eukaryota; Viridiplantae; Chlorophyta; Pedinophyceae.
AUGGCGAACGCGAGCACGCUCAUGGGUGGAGUGGCCUCGAUGUGCAGGCUGGCGCCGGGGAUGCGUGCGAAGCCGUCGCAGCGCCAGGUGGCCGCGUACGCGAGCUCGGCCAAGUUCUUCGUCGGCGGCAACUGGAAGAUGAACGGCGACAAGGCCAGCGUCAGCGAGCUAGUGUCCAACCUCAACGCGGGCUCCGUGCCGGCGAACAUCGACAUCGUCUGCGCCCCGCCGUUUCCCUUCCUCUCCCAGGUCCUGGGGACGCUCGACGCGUCCAAGUUCGCGGUCGCGGCGCAGAACUGCUGGAGCGAGGGCAACGGCGCGUUCACGGGCGAGGUGAGCGCGGACAUGCUCGCGGACCUGUCGGUCCCGUGGGUGAUCCUGGGGCACUCGGAGCGGCGCCUCAUCGUGGGGGAGUCGAACGAGGUCGUGGGCGCCAAGGUGAAGUACGCGCUGUCCAAGGGCCUCAAGGUGCUCCCGUGCAUCGGCGAGACGCUCGAGCAGCGGGAAGCGGGCGAGCUGUGGAACGUGCUCGACGCGCAAAUGCGCGCCAUCGUCAGCAACAUCGAAACGAACCAGUGGAGCGACGUCGUGAUCGCGUACGAGCCCGUCUGGGCCAUCGGUACGGGCGUGGUGGCGUCGCCGGAGCAGGCGCAGGAGGUGCACGCGUGGCUGCGGAAGUGGAUGAUCGACAACGUCGGCGCGGAGAUUGCGGACACCACGCGGAUCCUGUACGGCGGGUCCGUCAAGGGCGCGAACGCGGCCGAGCUCGGCGGGCAGGAGGACGUGGACGGGUUCCUCGUCGGCGGCGCGUCGCUCGACGCCAAGGAGUUCAUUACCAUCUGCAACGCAGCGCAGUGA